UCUCCGCCUUGCGUGGCAGUCUCAUGUCCGUGUUUACAAGCGAAGCGUGACGUUCCGUGGAGUCACAAGAACAUAUCAUCAGGAGCUGCCAAGUGCUAUCAAUUCCCCCUUCCCGAAAUGGCCAAAAUGCAGUCACUGAAAGCAUUUCUCAACGAGAGGUUGACAGCAGCGGCCGAGGAGAUUUUCGGCGCAGUUGAAAAGACAAUAGCCGAGUACAAAGAGGAAAUUUGUCGCUCAAAAGAUCUAGAGAUCAAUCGUCUCCGGAUGCAGCUGAAGCUUCUGAAGUCAGUCCCUCGAUGUCCCGGAGCCCAGCUGCAGCAGCAGCAGCAGCAGCAGCAGCACACCCAUCAUCAUCAUCAUCAGCACCAUCAAUCAAUCCCUGUUGUCCCUGCAGUGGAGGCUCCUGAGCCACAGCAGCACUGUGAGCAGGAUGGCAGCAGCAGCAUGGAGCAGGAGCAUCCGGAGCCCUCACAGGUCAAAAAGGAGCAGCAGAAGACACACAGAGAUUUCUGGAUGGGUCAUGAUGAAGAGCAGCUUGAGGGACUCGAGUCUGACAUAAAAGAAUUCAUCUCAUCCCCUUCCAGUCUGAAAAGCAAUCUGCAAGACCCAACCUUACCUUUCCAUCCCUACCACAACAACAGUGAGGAGAAUAAAGAGAAGCCGUAUUGUUGCUCUGUUUGUGAGAAGCGUUUCAGCAAUUGCUCCCACCUUGCAGCACAUAUCAGGACUCACACAGGGGAGAGGCCUUACAGGUGUGACAUAUGCAGGAAGACUUUUAUCACGACGAGCGCUCUGAAUAGACACCAGACGAUUCACACUGAGGGAAAACAGUUUGUGUGUAAUUUCUGUGGCAAAUCCUUCAAAUGGAUGGAGUCCCUUGGCAGGCACAUGAGAAGCGUUCAUAAAAGGGAGAAUAUGCCUCUAUGACUCCCUACAGUGGGCUGUUAUGAUUAUACUGUUCACUGGGCUAGCUGUGUAUUUGUUUUUCUAUGUCACCUAUGUAUGGUUUUACUUUAAAAAAAAGUCAAACAUCUGUCAAAAUGUGAACAAAGAGAGUAAUGGCUGUGUCUUCCAUGUUUAGUUGUGAAUUAUGUUGGUCAACGUGCAUGUAAUUGAAUGUAUAAGUACGGCUCAUUAAACGGAAACACCAGUUGCAGUAAUGAUAUGCAAAUAAUUUGUACAUAUGAUACACUCAUUCACAUAAGAAUUUAUCAACACAGAUUGUGUUAACUUUAUUCUUGCAGAAUAAAAUGUGAAAAUGGU
This is a messenger RNA of Myripristis murdjan (pinecone soldierfish), 1263 nucleotides long. RefSeq names its product adult enhancer factor 1-like. Bases 118 to 927 code for a protein of 269 amino acids. NCBI's taxonomy places the organism in Eukaryota, Metazoa, Chordata, Actinopteri, Holocentriformes, Holocentridae. Gene Ontology annotation, molecular function: DNA-binding transcription factor activity, RNA polymerase II-specific; RNA polymerase II cis-regulatory region sequence-specific DNA binding. The record is from RefSeq and is a predicted model, not a curated record. Gene Ontology annotation, biological process: regulation of transcription by RNA polymerase II. The transcript has 2 exons.